CCCAGGACAGCGAACACGACUUCGUAGAGGGCGCGACAAAACGUAAACAAGACAACGUGCUCUUGCUGUUCCUGUAAAUAUCCAAGCGUUCAAUUUCAUUUUACGGUUUCUUUAGGUUCUCGUCGAUUGCAAAAUAGAGCGGCAUGUGUCCUCAUUCUGUUCCACUGUUAGUGUAUUCUACACAAUCGUCGGCUGUUUCAAGAUAUGCUCUUACAUUCGCGCACGAAACCCGCCUUUCCGUGUUUAUGGUCAUCCGAUGAGCUUUUCUAAAUAUGAAACUGAGAAAACUUCCUCCCGAUGUCGUCAGCAAGCUUCGAUCAGGAGUUGCAGUUGUGAGUAUCGCACACUGCACGGAAGAACUUAUACUGAAUGCACUUGACGCUGGAGCGACAGCAGUUGCCGUGCGCCUAAAUUUACAUUACCAUAAAGUGCAGGUUGUGGACAACGGGCAUGGUAUGUCAAAAGAACAGCUGACCGCAUGCGGAGAAAGGUAUUCGACAAGUAAAUGUCGUUCAGUGGCAGACUUGGAGCACCCGAAGUUCUACGGAUAUCGUGGAGAAGCUCUUGCAAGUUUGGCGGAAAUGUCUGGUGGCUUACAAAUUGAAUCAAGAACUGCAGCAUCAGAGACGACAUACUUUAAGAUAUUUGCCCGUGGUAAAGUGCAUAAACUUACGAGGUCAUCGGAAAAUAGACCGAGUGUUGGCACGACCGUUACAGUCACGGAUUUCAUGUACAACUUACCAGUUCGACGAAGGUGUGUCUCUGAAACUAUUGACCUGGAGUUCUGCCUGCAGAUCAUUGAGGGGAUUGCCCUUUGUCACCCUAAUGCAUCAUUCACACUGCGAAAUGACAUUACUGGAGAGGUCUGCUUCCAAACACAUAAGACUAACUCAACGCUCGAAACAUUUGCCCUGCUCUUUGGAAGAAGCAAAGCCGCAGCUCUAAAAUGUGCCACUCAUUGUGAAGGGACGCUCAGCAUCAAAGCGUACCUCAGCACUGAAGGGCAUUCCUCAAAACAACUACAGUUCAUCUACCUCAAUGAUAGACUGCUACUCAAGACACGGGUUCAUAAGAUGAUAAACAAUGUCCUGAAGAAGUACGUCUUUAGAGGCAAAAGCGGCUUUCCAACUAGUCCUACGAAGAUGAAGAAUAAACAUCCCAUCUUUGUUGUGUUUCUUAAGUGCACAUCAAGGACGUACGACAUCACUUUUGAACCGAAGAAGACUAUGGUGGAGUUUGCGAACUGGGAUGCUGUGACUAAAUCCUUGGAAUGCUUGCUGGGCAGUUUCCUCCGUGAGAAUCAAAUAAUCAGCCAUGACAUUGUGAUUUCGGGAGACCUUGUGUAUUCUCAGAAGACACCAGAGAAACCAGAGCAUAAUCCAUCUCUUGGAAUGGUGGCAAGUCAACUACGCGUAGAAGAUUUUAGACAUGCUUUGGUGUCAAAAAGAGUUUCAAAAUUAAGACAAUCUGACAUUGCGGAAGACAACGUUGAGAAGGAAGCUGUAGUAUGCCAGCAUCAUGAUGAAGCACCGAUCUUACCUGCACAACACAGCAUGGCAGAGGUGGAUGAGGACAAGAUAAUGCAGACAACAGAGAAAGGCCACAGCACAGAGGCGUCUGCGGAACAGUGUAAAAAUCUCAAACUUCCCAUGGUUUCAAUUGCCCUGCCACCUUCAUAUUCAGAUUCUUCUAAAAACAGAGGACGCUUGUCUCUCCCAAAAGAUAAAAGAGUUCUGGACAUCACCAAGUAUAGUUUCCAAAGGAAGAAACCCACUGCCGCAAAGAAACCCAAAGGCAAAGAAAAGUGUGCAAAUGUUUUACAGCACGUGUCACCACAAAAAGAAAUAUGCACGCAUACCAGCAUAAAGUCACGGCAAGCACAGAGCUUGGAGAGAGGCACCUCCGAGAGGAUGGAUGAUGUCCCUGAACAUUUGCAAGAAGAAUCUACUGCUUUCUUUCAGGAGCUAGCGAAAGACCAGUGCUAUAAAACUAUUGCAUUAAAGGAAAGCUCUCUGAUAGCACAGCAUGGUUGUAGUAAAGCUACAGAAAAACGUGUGACAUUUGCAGAACCAAGUCCUUAUUUUGGUCCUGGAACUAACACAUGGUACUUUCCACAUACAAGAACUUCAAAGCACCCGCAGGAAACUUCAACGUUGCCCUAUCGGCAGUCGAAGGAACAUGAACAUCAGCAAAGCACUGCUGAGGCUACUCCGAUUUCAAAAAAGCUUCGACGUAGAUUCGGUCAGUGCACUGAAAAUGCCAACUUGAAAGAGAGUACAGAAACUCAUCAUAGUGCUUACUUCCUCUAUGAUAAGUCAAAUAUUGACAAUCGUAGUCCACGUUAUGGGAAUGGCAUAAUUGCAAAUGACCCUUCUAUACACAAUGCUGAGGACAUACUGUAUGACCAUGGUGAAUCCAGAUAUGAGUAUGGGCACUGUGAUCGUGAUUGUGAUUUUGAGGGGGUACCAAAUAAGGUUUUAAGACUGAACAAUCCAACAUUUGGUGACCCUUCUAUAGAAACUGUGGAAGGACUGUCACAGGAUGAUGACGAAUCGGUAUGUUAUGAGGUCAGGUCGGUAACUAACAGCUAUGCCAUUAACCGGAAUGAUUCUCAGUGCAGCUUCACGACUCAACCAUUCACGGUGACUCAAGAGUUUCAGAUGCCUUUUUUCCGAUACCAUGAAGCAGCGCUUGACCCCGUAAAGACGCAGCCACCUCCUUCAUUUAAAACAGAAACCAACAGAACUUCGACCAGAGAUACCGAAAUACAAAAAGAAACGUCACUGAAUUCAUUACUUGAAGAAGAAACAUCUUCGCCGCUUCGAAACUCCCUUCUUUCAGUGUCGAGGCCAGCCAUUUCUGAUGUGGAAUAUAGAGCUAAUUCCUGCGAUGAAGGAAGCUCAUCAGUAAUACAGUGUGGCCAGGAAACAAAUGCUUCCCUUGUUUCCGCUCGCUCCUCUUCCCUGCCGCUAACUACACUAACAUUCCUGAGGUCUAAGGACAAUCUUUCGCCCACUAGAAACGUACAGCCAACUUGUUUAAGUCAACCUAACUAUGAUUCAUCGAGCGACAGACAUCAUUUUCACAGCCACAUUAGCCAACAGUACUCCUCGGAGAGGACAACAAGAAAUAGCGUAGAGAGCAUUUCAUUCAUUAACAGUCAGUGCAAUUCAAAAGGGAAAUAUUUUCAAGAAGCAGACCUUUCUGCCAAAGCAAAAAGUGUCUUGCCCGAAUGUAAUGUUGCACAUUUAUCGAGACACAGCGUUAGUAGCAACAUGACAAAGGAUCCUUUGAAAGACAUUAUUGGUGAUGACACGCAGCUGCCAAGUUUCAUAAAUGAUGGAACUGCAGUGCACCAAGGGACAGUCAAUGGAAUCACCAGUUCUUCUGAAGACAGACGUGGACUGCCAGGUGUUAUCCAAGCCAUGCAAAUUACAGCACCUGAAGUGAAAGGAUCCGCAAGUACUACAGAAGAGCAGAACGUGGAAGCAUCUGAAGUUGAACCUGAGAACUGUGAAAUUUCUCCUGGGUGGGUGGCAUGGGAGGAUCCAGUUUCUGGCCAGAAAAUGUACAUCAACUUGCCAUCUGGAAAUAGCAGCUUCCUGCCACCACCAUGCUUAGGCGAGGAGAAAGCUCUCUUUACAGAGCCCAUUAAAUCUCCAUCCUUGGACCUGGAGUUGCGGACCAACUAUGUCCCCUGCGGGGACUCCAAAUCACUGCUAUCGAGGCCUCGAGUGGAACGGCCACAAUUCAGAUGCGAACCUGGACAAGAACAAUCCAGCCUUGUGCAGCUUGUACAAAAAUGGCAGAACCCAGUAUUCACACACAAUGUACUGCAGGAUAUACCGGAAGCAGGACUUUACAGACAAAAGGAUAGUGUAACAGCGUCGUUUAGCAUUCGGCAGCCGUAUAAAUUUACAAAGGAAAUGCUGGAGCAUAUUAAGGUGAUUGGUCAAGUAGAUGCUAAAUUCAUAGCAUGCCUUAUGCCUGUCCACGACAGUGGCAUGUUCAAAGAUGACUGCCUUGUGGUAUUGUUUGACCAACAUGCAGCACAUGAGAGAGUUCGACUGGAACAGUUGUUGGAAGGGCAGCACGAAAGCUUUGGGUCAAUCAAGCGGAUAAGAUCAUCUAGCGUCAAGCCCAGCCUGGAGCUUUCUGUGGAACCGGAUGUUCUGAGAAGGGCCGUCAUUUGCCAGAAGGAACUGAAGCAAGUUGGAAUUCAGUUCACUGUAAAAAAGUCGACUGUGCUGGUCGAACGACUGCCAACUUGUCUCGUAGAGAGAGAUAACAGCGAGAGGCAGAAUGGAAGGUCGCCAACACUUGCCAAGCAUGCAAAGGAAGUACUAGAAGAGUACACUGCAACUUUGGUCAGCACAAAGAAGACUGCCAUAACGCUUCCUAAAGUAAUGCACGACGUACUCAGCUCGCAAGCCUGUCGAGGUGCAAUAAAAUUUGGAUCUGUUCUUGGACUGCUGGAGUGCCAGAAAAUACUCAGAGGCCUGGCUACAUGUAGCCUACCAUUUCAGUGUGCUCACGGUAGACCAUCCGUUGCACCAGUUGUCGACCUCAGGUAUCUCACUGACAAAGAGGUACAUAGCUAACAAUGUCACAAUGGCAACGGAUGCAGCCACAGCGAGGAAUAGCGAAACAAAUGCCAAGAACCACAUUGCCUUGUGUGUCGUGCUGGCAUCUUGGAAAGAAGUGUCAUAGGAGAAGCAGAUACUCACAUCGUGGCUGGUGCCUCCCUGAGCAUGCUCCUGAGAUGACAAUGAGCCAUCGGGAGAUGCAGUGAGAGAGGUCUUCGUAGACAUCCAUGGUCCAUGGGGCACAGACGGUGCAGGACGCUUUUGCUGAGCUGGUAUGGCUGAACGAAGGAGUUGCAUGUGCCAUGUCAACAGUUACACACCAUACGUACAGGCAGUCAACGAACAAUAGAUUGCGCACUACCACUUCCAAUGGGGUCGCAUUUCUCACAGCCCCUUGCUGCCCGUUUUGCUCGAAAGAGCAGCAUAUGAUUAAGGCCCUCGGUUUUCCGCGAUUCAGUGAUUCCGCGAAAUUUUGCGCAAUUCGGAAUGAAUCGCAGAAUCCUUCGUUUGGCACAGAAUUUCACGGAAUCCCUUAUUUUUAGGGGUGUGCGGUUAUUUGACUUCUCGGCUUCGAACCGAAUAUCAAUCACUUGGAGUAUUCGAUUCGCGAUUCGAAUACCCAAUAUUCGGGUCUCCGGAUAUUCGACUAUUCUGCAGAUACGGACGAGGCCUCCCAAAAGUGGGCUUUACCUGACAUUUCCCUGCAUGAGGUGAAGCCUGCUUUACGAAAUUGUACAUGCUGUAUAUGCAGGACAGAGACAGAUUGUAGUUUAGCUUGAAAUAAUGUUAGCCCAAGUUUAUUGUGCAUACUUCCCCUGAAGAAGGGGCGGCGUCCCUCCCGUGUGCAGUUUAGCGGUGCAGUGGGGGAUUUUGAUUUGAUGUCUGGGAGGUUGCCUUCAAAAAGUUAACACUCUUAAGUAAUGCCUACAGCCCAGGAACGAAAAAAGGGUGUCCUAAAGACGUAACUUCCCCAGAGCAUGUAUGGUAAACUCCCUCCUUCCUAUGAAGUUCCUAUAAACUCUGUAGAUGUUGAAAGAUCUUUCAUCAGGUAUAAAGUGAUUGCAGGCAACAGACCGCAUCAGAGGAGAACACAAGAUACCAUGUAUGUAAUGCUGAGCCACAACAGUGCUUUGAAUCUGUAAUUUUAUAAAAUACUUUUUGUUCCGACAUUAUCCAAGAAAAUAAAGUGUUUCCUCUUUCAAGCAGUCACUGACUGCUCGCCGCGGAAAAUCACGGAAUUUACAAGUCGGUGGCACGGAAUUUUGAAUUUGCAGCAGCAGAAAACCGAGGGCCUUACAUAUGAUGAUGAAUUGGCUAGCACUGAGCAUGAUAUAGCGUGCGCACCAUAUUGCGACCAAGUAGGAGAGAGAUGUACCAUUUAAUAUAAACCAGAAUGUAAAGGUCAAGGUUCUUUCUCUUUUUUUUUUCCAAACACUGCCUUUGCCUUAUGAGCUGGUCAAAUGGAAAAGAUCAGGGUUGCCAUCCUGCAACAGAUACAUCGUCAUGUGCUCAGUGCAGCAUUCUCGGUCUUCAGAUGCAACAGCAAAUUUAAUUUGUGCUUCAACCGCCUUUGUUCUGCAGCCGCUUGGUGUCAUUCUCAAUUAACUCUUCAAAGAUUGUAUCAGUGAACAGUAUAAUGAGUGGAUGCCGCAGGAUAAUGCGAAGACACUAAACGGUCAUAUACAAUGGCUGCCACUCUCAACUGUGUGUGAGUGGGUUUCACCUACGUGGAGGGCACUUACUGAGGAAAUGGUGGAGAAAAGCUUCAAAAAGUGAUACAUGUUAGCAACAAUGCAUAGACAGAAUCAGGACGACUUGUUGUGGGUGGGUGAUGAUGAACACUGUUGCCGUCCGAGCCGGAAGAGAACCAAACUGAUGGAUGCGCAUUUUCUUUUUAUGUUUUGCAAUGUCUUUGUACAAUUAACCAUUCCAGGUCCACUGCUCCUUAAUCAUUGCAUUGGGUAUUUCUGCCUUAGUUUUUCUCUUCAGAAAGUGAGGUCAACUCAUACACAGGAUCAACUUAUAAACUAAGUACCUAAGUAUAAUGGUAUCGAAGUUUGUCAAAAUUCAUGAAGUUUCUUACUCCCAUCAUAUGAGACCGCUGAAAGGAACACUGCCCAGAAAAUUCGUGUACAUACCUGGUUUCACGGAUUUCACCCAAGCCCGUUUUUCUUCCAUAGCAGCAACAGCUUGAACAGUCUGCAAUAUGCAGGGACCAAAUAUGUAGGUUGGUAAAUGUGUGCAAUUUCGUGUGCGCAGCAUCAAAGAUGCAGGUCAUUACAGAUUCCCCAUAGUAGUAUGUUAUGUAU
This is a messenger RNA of Ornithodoros turicata, 6895 nucleotides long. RefSeq names its product DNA mismatch repair protein Mlh3-like. The transcript is spliced from 11 exons. Gene Ontology annotation, biological process: mismatch repair. Gene Ontology annotation, cellular component: mismatch repair complex. The record is from RefSeq and is a predicted model, not a curated record. Gene Ontology annotation, molecular function: ATP-dependent DNA damage sensor activity; mismatched DNA binding; ATP hydrolysis activity. NCBI's taxonomy places the organism in Eukaryota, Metazoa, Arthropoda, Arachnida, Ixodida, Argasidae. Bases 273 to 4601 code for a protein of 1442 amino acids.